AAUUUCUGUAGUGUCCAUUAAGAUAUAUAAUUCUCUCAAUCAUUUCCUAAGUAAUGGAUUUGCAGAUAACCUUGAAGGAGACUGUAACUGUGAGGCCAUGUGAACAAUCCAAUACACAAACUAUUGAUCUCUCUGGUCUCGACAGGAUGUCUCCAGCAAUUCUCUACAUGAUCUUUUUUUUUAAGUCUCAGUUGAAAAAAGAAAUUGAUCAUGUUGAGAGAGCCAAAAAAGCUCUCCAAAAGGUGUUGAGUCAAUGGUAUCCGGCUGCAGGGAGAUUUAAAUUCCAUGGGACUACAGGGAAGCUAGAGAUUGAUUGCAACGAUGAAGGCGUCGCCAUGGUCACUGCUUUGACUAAGUCCAGGCUUGAAGAGCUUGGUUGCUUGCAUGAAUAUAAACCUUGCUAUGAAAAGCUAGUUCCUAAACUUCCUGAAGCAAAUGAUAUAUCAGAAAACCCCCUGGUUGUUGUGCAGAUGACAAAGUUUGCUUGUGGAGGGAUUUCAAUAGGUAUUGGAGGCAGCCAUGCUUUGUUCGAUGGCGUCGGCGCGUUCAACUUUCUAGCAGCUUGGGCUAACACAUCAAAAGGGAAAGAUGAUUCCAACCUUGUUGCGCCCAACCAUUCAAGAGCUGCCCUUCUACAAGCCAUCUAUUCUCCGAAUUCAAGCCCUAAAACUUCUUCAAUAUAUGAACAAGAACACAUUGCAGCUAUUCAAGAUCUCUAUGGCAUACCUAUGGAAGCCAUGGCCUCCGAUGACCGAUGCUGGGAAACGGCGCUAUCAAAAUUUGGGCAGAUUGAGCCUCAAGGUGAGCUUGCACUUGUUACACUUAGUGUGCAGAAGGAAGUUGUAGAGAGAUUGAAAGUGCUGGCUACUAAGGAAAGUGGCAAACUCUCUAAGUGCUCCACAUUUGAUAUUUUAUGCGCACAUGUAUGGAAGGCAAGAGUGACUGCUCUCAAGCUACAUCCCGAUACAAAAAUAUGUUUGCAAUUCCCAGUGGAUUCAAGAAGCCGGUUCCAUCCCCCUCUUGGUAAAAACUUUAGUGGCAAUGCCAUUGUCCUUGCCUCAGUGUCAUGUUUGGUGAGAGAGCUAUUAGAAGAACCUCUAAAUUACACAAUCCAAAGAAUUCAAGCUGCGAAAGGUGUUAUCACGGACGAAUAUAUCAAAUUAUAUGCGAAGGCUCUUGAGACCUCUGAUAAGUUUUUACCCUCCAUGAGAGAGCUGACAAUAGUAACUGAUUGGUUAAAGUUCCCAUUGCAUGCCCUUGAUUUUGGAUGGGGAAGAGUUUCAACUGCAGCUCUCUUGGCAACUCCUGUUCCUGAAACUGCAUUUCUAAUGCCAAAUCUUGAAGAAUCAGGAGGGUUCCUGGUUCGAAUCGGUAUCAAAAGACAAUAUGUGCAGAAUCUCCUCAGCAAAUUCAAUGACUUCAACUACACAUCAAACAGCAGCUCUUCUUCCACCUAUAAUUGAUGAAUAAUCCUACUCAUACAACAUUUUUUCAUACAACAUUAUGUGGCAAAAGAUGAUUAGGUGUAAGUUUAAUUUUAAUUUAAAAUCAAUCGAUCAUAUUUUGCCAUAUAAUAUUAUAUG
Pistacia vera is the source of this 1583-nucleotide messenger RNA. RefSeq names its product brassinosteroid-related acyltransferase 1-like. Gene Ontology annotation, molecular function: acyltransferase activity, transferring groups other than amino-acyl groups. Bases 54 to 1463 code for a protein of 469 amino acids. NCBI's taxonomy places the organism in Eukaryota, Viridiplantae, Streptophyta, Magnoliopsida, Sapindales, Anacardiaceae. The record is from RefSeq and is a predicted model, not a curated record. The transcript has 3 exons.